Molecule: messenger RNA, 534 nt
Organism: Penicillium samsonianum
Lineage: Eukaryota; Fungi; Ascomycota; Eurotiomycetes; Eurotiales; Aspergillaceae
Product: chitinase
Exons: 1
Coding region: 1-534 (177 amino acids)
Source: RefSeq, a predicted model, not a curated record
AUGGCUCCUUUCUGGAGCGGCGCAGCGGUCAGCCUGCUGGUGUCCGCCGGAAUUGUCUCUGGACCGACACCAUCCAGGCUGGGCGCUAGUCCCGGCUAUCAAGGAUUCAACGCGGUCUGUCCUGAGCGAUGUGUGGUCUCAGGACCCAAUCCCUCCAAGUGGUCGGAUUAUCAUAGCAUGGACCAGCUUGCUAGUUGCAAGCAAAGUAUACUCUACGCCUUCAACCUUUACGACAACGUGGAUGAUGCCGAGUCUCAUCACCUCAUCUUCGCCUGCACUUCCUAUGGCGAUGAUCGGACCGACGAGGUGAAGGUCAAGGCUGCUUCAUUGCAUGCUGCAAAGGAGCACCCGGUCAACUACGAAAUUGGCUGGAGGUCUUCUUCCUUAGAGGGCACCGAGUCCAACCACCGCUCUUUGGUCAGACAAAUGCGCGACUAUGUCGCCAACGGACACGCUUCACUUAGCAAGACCACCAUGCUCUAUACUGAGUUUGGCGGUGUUAUAGCUAGUCUCUACAUUAGCAAUGGUCUGUAA